Messenger RNA from Cavia porcellus (domestic guinea pig), 1436 nucleotides. RefSeq names its product RAD52 motif containing 1 (gene Rdm1). The record is from RefSeq and is a predicted model, not a curated record. Gene Ontology annotation, cellular component: nucleolus. Bases 45 to 908 code for a protein of 287 amino acids. NCBI's taxonomy places the organism in Eukaryota, Metazoa, Chordata, Mammalia, Rodentia, Caviidae. Gene Ontology annotation, molecular function: RNA binding. The transcript is spliced from 8 exons.
CGCUGUACCGCUUGAAUGCCUCCGCACAGGCUCUGUGGCGGAGGAUGGCGGAGUUGAUUCCUUUUGCGGUUCCUACCGCGAGUGACAAAACCUUGCUGGUUUGGGAUUUGAACUCCGGACCCACUGCUGAGGCUUUGCAUCGGUCUCUGUCCACAGCGCUGUCCCGCUUCGGCCUCCUGCACUCGGUCCGCGUUCUUCCCAACGCCGCCGUGGCCCGGCCGGGUUUCUACGCCGUUGUCAAAUUUUACUCUGCCAGAGAUGCCAGAAGAGCCCAGAAGGCCUUCGACGGGAGGCCGCUGGCCCAGAGCGCCCCGGUGAAGGUCCACCUUGGGAGCAGACACAAGGCAGUUCAACAUCAGACGCUUCCCCUGAACAGCUCACGAUGCCAGGAGCUGGCAAAUUACUACUUCGGUUUCAACGGAUGGUCGAAAAGGAUCAUCAAGCUUCAGGAAGUCUCUGACCUUGAAGGAGGGGAAGUGGGGGCUCUUGCAGCACCACUGGGGAAGCGGAGCCUGAAGUUCCUGUGUGCCGUAGAGGUGGUGCUGCCGUCCUACCAGUGCAGGAGCCCUGGGUUCGCCAUCGUGGAGGAGCCGGUGGAGGAGCUUGAGGAAGGACUGACUGCGCUGGUGACGAGAAGAAAGGAGGCCCAGAAGCUUGCUGUCCAGAAGGCUUUGUUGGAUGCGUUCCAGAAACUGUGCAUUGUGGUUCUGGAGAGCGGUAAAAUAGCUGUGGAGUACAGACCCAGAGAGGAGACUGGAGACGCCUGGAGUGAAGAAGAGCUUCAGGGUUUAAUUCAAGUUGGUCGCUUUGCUUGGGAGCAGCACAGUCUAGGGGAAGAAGAUUUCCGGGAUUUCAACAUGGAGGAGGAGGAGGUCGGGCUCCUGGAGCAGGACCAGCCCUUGACCUAGAUGCCAAUCCCACCUCCAGAAUGGACUGCCAGUUUGUUCCCAUUCCUGGACAGAGAUGCAGCUGGACAGCUGUCCCUGGAGCAAGACCCAUUUGCUAUUCCAUUUUGGAGUCUGCAGGAUGGCCAGAGAGGUGCCUCGAGGGCUGCGAUGUAUGGGGAUUGGAUCCAGGCCCUGGCGGUGCUGCCUUCGCAUAGAAGAUUCUAACUGCUGUCCAGUAGUGGUCCUUUUUACCACCACCUGUGUGGCUCUUGAGGUUCCUGGGGUGAGGACCGUGACACAGAGCAAAUGCAGAAAGCUGGCGUCAGCUGGCGCCCUCUCCUGGUGAGAGGGAAGGGACUGUUCAGCCACUGCAGCCUUUGUUUGUACACUUGGGAGGAUGUCGGCAGUCCUAGCCCCCGCUGCCUGGCUGCCUGGGCCCCUGCUUUGGAGCGGGAACAGCUGCUUUACAUAGCUUGCUUUGGGCUCCUUGUGUUUCCAGGGCUGGCCUUGCUUUAGCCGCACAUGUGAUAAAUGUCCAGCUUCAACGGC